UCAAAAUCGAAUUUUCAGUUCAACCCAUGUCGCCCAUUGACCCCAAACGAUCCGUUCUAUAACCCGUGCCCCAAGCCAAGGGAGAAGAUACAUGGUGUUAUAUAUGUAAUGGAUGGCUUGGUACUAGGUUCAGGAUCAAUAUCGAACGAAACGAAGAAAAAAAUCCAAUGUUUGCAUGACGAAAUAAAAGUGCGCAACAUACCAAGAGUGCUUAUUCUCACCAAAGCUGAUAUCCUAUGUGCCAAAGUUGCUGAGGAUAUUAGAAAUAUCUUUAGGAGCACAAAAAUUCAAAUGGCAGUAAAAAGGGCAUCGGAAAUGUUCGGUAUUCCAGAAUCCAACAUCCAUCCCGUAAAGAACUACGAGGGAGAUAUCGAUAUUGAUCCGAUCAUAAAUAUUCCAUUACUGCUCGCACUGCGGCAGAUUUUACAUUUUGCAUCAGAUUUCUUAUAUGAUGACAGUGAAGAUUCAGACUGAAUAUGGUUGACAAGAUCAGUUAUUUUUGAAUGUUUAUUUUUUAAACAGAAAUGAUAUUAACAUAACAACAAGUGACAGUUUAUUUUUCAUGGUAUACAAUAUAUUCGAAUCUUUCGUACUUUUGAUCUUUUUCAAUCUUUUUUAUUAAUUUUCUUUCCUAACACUCUUCAACUUUAAAAACACUAUCUAUGCAUUUGGACUUUUUAUCAAAAUCAAGUUACUUGAUGCAUAACAUAUGCAUUAUAAACAAAAAUAUUAGGGUGGUAUAUUUGUAAUAAACGAGGCGUAACUACCGCUUAAGAAGCGGAACUUAUUUAUUCUGAAAUAUAGAGUUUCGGUGGUAUUCAACAACAACAAAAACAAUAUCUAAUAUCCGUUUAAGUUGUUAUCCUCCUGAAGAAGAGAUGAAUUGACCAGUUGUUCCAAUGAUAAAAACCAGUUGUUCCAAUGAUUAAAACCAGUUGUUCCAAUGAUAAAACGUAAAGUUGGUUUGUACCUUGCACAACUCCAGCGUGGAUGAUGUGGACGUAAUAUGUGGUGUCAAACGUGAAACCCUAAAGCCUCUUCCGGUCAAGUAUUAUUUCGGUGAUUCUCACAUACCGAAAUAACUGGGUGGUAUUUGAUAUAAUUGCUUUUUAACGUUCCAACAAAUUUUACGACUUUUAGAAAUACCUCCUUUUAAGAAUUACAAGGUAAAAAUAGACAAUAGAUCUGAGUAAGACAUCUAUUUUAUUGAAUUUGCUUGUCGUAAUAGUUUCUUUUACAAAGUAAAUUCUGAUUUCUUAAUUGAAAACGGGAAUCUUAUGUCUGUAGACAAAAUAUUUCAUGAAAUAAAUCUUAAAACUAAUGAUAUUGCUUUUUAACCCUUUUGAAAAUUUCUUAACUGAAAAAGAAUGGAUAGUCGGUUUGCUGUCAGAGAAUGUCUUAAUCUAUUCCAUACAAUUGCAACAUUAUUACACUUCCAGAAAAUGUGUUCUAUCGUUUCCACUUACAUAUACCGGAAGUCACAUAAUUUUGUGCUUGACUAUUAAACUUUAGAUAAAAACAUAUUAUUUGGAAAUAUGAAAUAUUUAUACUGAAAUAUUACAACUGCUGUUUCUAUUGCUGCUUUAAAUAUUUUACCAUAAUUUUAUUCCAACUUAUAUCAUUGGUUUCAAUUCUUUUCAGACUAUUUCUGGUUUCUUUUACCAUUAAUUGUUUGUGUAUAGUACAAAUACUUUAUUUGUCUGUAGAUGGAUAACCUGUAUUAAAAAGCAGUUAAAAACAUUUCGUUAAUUAUCUG
Molecule: messenger RNA, 1756 nt
Organism: Mercenaria mercenaria
Lineage: Eukaryota; Metazoa; Mollusca; Bivalvia; Venerida; Veneridae
Product: interferon-induced protein 44-like
Exons: 2
Coding region: 109-474 (121 amino acids)
Source: RefSeq, a predicted model, not a curated record